GCACAAAACGCGGGAAAAUGGCGAUAGUUUGACAUAUCAAUAAUUGAAGUUUUGUUUAUCAAAACAGAUAAAUUGUGUUAUGAAUACAGUUAAGUUGGAAGUUAAGGAUUAUAAAAUUUAAUUGAUCACGCCAACAUGUGGCGUCCGUUCCUCGUGUCAUGUUGGCUGAUACUCCGGUGCUCCGCUGGACCCAACCGUGUGGUAGACGUGACCACAGCCUGUGACAAAGCUUCCGUCACUGUCAACGUGACAAUGGAACACGCGUUCAAGGGACUUCUCUUCAGUAAGGAUUUCUCAAGAGAGUGUCGGGUGCAAGGGCAGAGACAAAAGACUGUGUCUAUUCAUUUACCAUCAAACGCUUGCGGUGUAAGAACUUCUACGAUGAACACAACAGCUAACGAGCCUGAUGAUGAAGAAGAUCUCUAUUACAACAUUGAGUUGGUUGUGCAAAUGGACAGGCAGUUGCAGCAAUCUACGGAUCAAGAAAUUCUUGUCAGAUGUAAACUACAACGGCGGGCAGUUCGCAUAAACAGUUCGGCAUUAGAAGGUGUUAUCAAAACCAAAUUACGUGAAAUGAAUGCCGGUGACGGAAAAAAGCUAAGGACUGGUCGCAACCGCCAGGGUUUUGAGAGUCCAGCUGAGUUGGAGCAAAAAGAGUGGUUGUUGGAGUCUGCUCGCGCCUGGAUGGAGCUGGCCCCCACGGUCGCCGGCUCUGAACCCGCGACCGUCGAGGUCGGACAACCCACGAGGCUGCUCAUCCAGUGUACAUUACCUGUUGGAGUCGGUCUCCGUGUCACAAACUGCGUAGCUCACGACGGUCUCGGAGAAGCUUCACAGAAGCUUCUAGACGAAGCUGGUUGUCCCAUAGACGAAACAAUCUUCAGCAAACCAACUAUACAUAAGCAUAAACAACGAGGAACUGAAAUUGAUUUCAACGAUCUAGAACCAACCGAUUCACAUCGGAAUAUAGAAGAAAACCAUAAUGUAAAAACAACGAAAACUGAUCCAGAUAUCAUUUUCAAAAACGUUAUGACUUAUCAACAUGCACUUACAACGUUUGCUGCAUUCAAGUUUCCCGAUAGGGCUAAAUUACACCUUUCCUGCGGGAUAGAGUUGUGUAAAGGUCCGUGUCCCAAUAUUGAUUGUAAUCUUCUAAAAAGACCGCAAAGGACUAAGGAUGGUCUGGUCAGAAAGGCUCGUUUGGAUAAGGAGGCCAAAGGUGUUGUGAUAGACAGGCUCGAAGUAUACAACAGUAUUGAAGUUGUAGCUCCCAAUAUCGAAUUAGAAGAUGAGGCGUCGAUUAGAGGAUCAAGACGAGUAGAAGGUGAAGAAGAACUCAUACGAGGAUUUUCUCCAGGCGACAAAACAAUUUGCUUAUCCCCAGGAAAAAUGGCUCUAGCGUUUUGUAUUUUAGGUAUUAUUUUUCUUUGCGCGAUAGCUGUAGCAUUUAUCUCACUUGUGCGAGCGAGACGACGAGAGCCUCGUGCGCCAGUUCAUACGUCGCUCUCUUUCUAUACAGGAAGCAAAAGUCUGUUCUCUUCGAGUGAAAGUUCAAGUUCUGGUCUUAGUGGUAGCAAGUUGCUGUUGACGGAUAGUCCUUACUUAGACCAUCACUCCUCUUCGAGCAACAAUUGGCCUUAUCCUAGGCCAUUUUAGUUAGAAAAUUUUAAUAUAUUUAUCAGAAAUAAAAUAAAUCUAAGAUAUCGUUAUAGAUAAUUAGUUAACUAAUUGCACUCGCAAUUUAUUUGCAUAAUGAGUCAAAGAAAUAUUUCUAUAAUAUUUAUCAAAUCAAGCUUUACAUAUAUUAUUAUGUACCCAGUUGAACUAAAAGUUCAUUAUUUUUCGGUUUUGGAAUGAGCGUUAACCGACAUUUGUGUCAUACAGUGAGUACCUACUAAGUAUUUUGAAAAAACCCCAAUAGCAUAAACUGUUAAAAUUUAUAUUAUUAUGUGUCAUAGAGUAGAUAUUUUCAAAACAGUGCAUUGCGGGUGCAUAAAAACUAUCACUAUUAUGGAAACCAUUAAAUUACAGUGCCUGUCCCAAUGGACAAUUCCAAGUACUUGAUAGACAAGAGCUGAGCGAAAAAAAAAAGUUACAAAAUUAACAUUGCUAGGCAUUCUUGAAUUAAAAAAAAAAAAUUAUGGAAUUUUCGCGCAGAAAUAUUUUUCGCGAUGGCAAUUUUCUCUGUUGUCUAGUAAAAACUAGAAAUGAGGUUAGUAGUACCCUCUCUCUCCGUCAACAACAGUUAUAUUCAUUUCAUACCCUCUUGCUACUCUAGCGCUAUUCAUACAAGCUGCAAUUACUGUUGCCAUAUAUCAGGCAGCUGUUUCCUUACUCAGCAUGUCUAUUGGUUUAAAUAUACCGUGUGUUUUAACUUCUAGGCACUUAAAAUACCCUGAUUUCGCAAAUUAAGUAACUAGAAAACUAAAAAAAUGCUCAACAUGAUAAUAUAAUGUAUUUCAACUAUUUUCUGUAGAUAAGUGACAGCUUGGCGCUAUAAUGGCGACAAUAAAUGAACACACAGCUACUCAACCUUAAUCAUAAAAAAAAAAAUUCUAAAAAUCAAAGUAAUUAAUUGAAAAUUUUUAAAAAAGAAGUUAUACAUAGAAAACAAUAUUUAUCACCCUUACUUGGGAGCUAGUCAAAUAAGAGUUCUGACGGGCACGGCGCGGCGUGUCAGCACAUGAGUAAAUGAAAUGGUAGUGUGAGUGCCUACGCUAGCUCGCGGCUACUAGAUAUUAGAUAACCUACAGGUUGUUUCGAAAUGAUGUUAUGGAAAAUUAGUUUUUUUUAGGUGAAUUAUGUAUUUUUAUUUUUGAAUUUAUUUUUUUAUGAUUAAGUUUAAUUAGCUUUACCCGUGUGUCCAUUAAUGUCGCCAUUGCAGUUCUAUACUGUAUAGUUCAUGACCGUUUUUGUGCAUUGAAUAAUAAUUGAGUAAUCAUACUAAAUUAUAUAGGUAAAAUGUAUUAAAGCUAUGCACUAGCACAAUACAGCUAAAUCAUUCCUACAAUGGUAGGAAUGAUACAAAUGAUUUAGCUGUAUUGUGCUAUUAGUGCUUCCUACAAUGGUAGGAAUGAUUUAGCUGUAUUGUGCUAUUUAUUUUAAGAUACAAAAUGAAAAGACUGUUUUCCUUUAUUUUAAAAUGGAGCUUAUAUUAACUAGGUGCUUCUUAAUUAUUAUUUAUAUAGAAAUUACUGUUGCUUAAUGAAUGUGAUUAUAUAAUUCAUUGUAUACGAUUAAAAAAAAUUGAGGAAGUGCUUUUGUACAUUAAAUGGGAUUAUAAGUAGCUAAAUUUAAGAUAGUUUUAUAACGGGAGAGGAUUUAAUCAUAGUAAUUAAGUAAUAGAAAGAUAAGAACAUCGUUAAUACUCGAAAUGAGUCAAUAAUAAAUAUUUUUAUGUCUAGGAAUAUUGGAUUAGAUGUAAGUAAUUAGAUUAGGAAUUAUAAUACUUUUCGUACCGUACUACUACCUUACUUUUCGUACCUAAUAAAGUAUAAUAUAAUAUAUGUGAUCAAUCCAUAGAAAGACAAGAAUUUUGGAUAAUACCUAUCUUUGCAUUAAACAUUUAAUACGCGAAGGUGGAAAUAUAAUCAAAAAAAUACAUAAUUUAAUGGUAAUAGUUAAUAGUAUUACAAAUUAUGUUUGACAUUGCCUGUUCACCAAUUUCUAAUCACCGGUUAGUACUUAUUAUUCUUCUACCAGUAUUUGCAAUAAAUUAGUUACUGAUAUUAUUUCCUACAUGCUGCCAAUGCUAGCUCCGUAUUCCGAAAACCAAAAGGUGUCCCAAAUCCUAACACGUAAAUCAAUCAAGCGAAUUUUGUCAGUCUUCGAUCUUCAUACUUAUAUUUUUUUUUAUCUUCGUCCAUUAUUAAGACAGGCAAUGGGUUCAAGUCUGUCUUCAUACCUCUAUAAAAGAGAUAAAUUACACUUGCUCAUGGAUUACGUAUUAAAACGCCUUUUGGACUACGGACUUUAGGCUGAGAUCUAUGUAACGUAUUUAGACUUUGCUCAGACUUUACUACAGACGGUAGGCUACGCAUAAUCUUUGAUAUCGUUUUAAUAGUCAUUUGACACCUGAAAUUAUACUGAGCUUAACACUGACCUCUAUAAAUACCACUGGACAGGCUAUUCUAUAUGUUUGACAGCAAAUUUUUUGUGCCUAUUUGAAGCGCCACUUGCGAACAUCCAGAGAACUAAUUCUGACAUAUAAUACAAAAUGGCUGUGAGUGAAGCGUGCAUUAUUUCUGCAAUAUUUGAAAUAUUUUUGCAUUUUAAAUUAAUUUCGGUCGUUUUCCGUGUUAUUUAUACUGCAGGAAUGAACGUAAUAAAGUACAUUUUUUUUAAAUAGUUUUCCUAUCGAUGUUUGUUUAGCUGGGGUUGACAUCACUAGUCUUAGUACCGCAAACUCUCGCUACAUGGCAAACUGCGCCAAAAUGGCGCAGUUUAAAUCAAACAGGCACAAAAGCACUUUGACAGCCGCUAGUCCAGUGGUAAAUAUUAGAGGGCAGUGCAGCUUAAGCUAAUACAGCGCAAUGCAAAAGUCAAGUUCGCGUUUUAUCACACUCUGAAAAGUUUUACGUAAAUAAAGUCUAAAUAAGCUCUAUAGAAUUCAGCCUAAGACUUCCGCAACAAUAUUUUCCGUAAAAAUUUUGUAUUAAAUUCUAAGCGGUAGUUAAAUUAGUUAAUAUAUUAAAUAACUUUUGUAGCUACAUAGUUUAUUAAUGGGUUGUAAGUAAGAUAUCUAUUAAAGUUAUCAAUUCGAUAGCUUAAUUAGAAUUUAUUAUGCUAAAAUAAUUACAUCAGCCCUUCCUCGAUAGUUAAAAGUAUUUUUAAUGUCUUUGUAAUAAAUUAUAAUUUAACUAAUUAUAAUAUAACUUAAAGUAUGUCAUUAUAUUUAUUGUGAUCAAAUAAAUAUUUCUAUAGCAA
Messenger RNA from Leptidea sinapis, 4926 nucleotides. RefSeq lists its product as uncharacterized. NCBI's taxonomy places the organism in Eukaryota, Metazoa, Arthropoda, Insecta, Lepidoptera, Pieridae. Bases 136 to 1656 code for a protein of 506 amino acids. The transcript is spliced from 7 exons. The record is from RefSeq and is a predicted model, not a curated record.